AUGCGGGCCAAGGGCACAAGCAUCGAAAUGCGUCUGCCAAAGACAACAGUUAAGCCAGGUACCGCCUUUCGAAACGGUUGUGUGAGUGCUGAUAAUCUUUACAGUUCUAAUCGCGACUCGCUGGGUUACGACGUACAUCGAUCCUUGCGAGGCACUAGUUUGCGCGGCACCACCAAACGCUUUAUUUGUAGUAAAGGUGCCACAUCCGAACGAGUUGGUCCUGGCUCCUAUGAUAUCAUGAAGAAGCCGAAGGUACUACUAUCAGACCCGCCGAUUUGCCAGCGGAGCGAUUUACCCCUUUCAGAUCGACUUACGCAGUGGGGUUGCCAGGUUGACUCGCGAUCGAUAGAUUGCGCGGGGGAAUGGAAAAAUACGUCCGGGAUUCCUUCUGUCACAAAGCAUUUGUUUCGCAAGGCACAUGAUUCAACAUGGAUUGAGCAAGUUGAGCAACGACAUCGCAGAGAAAACCCAUCGGCUUAUAAAGGUAUGGUUGUUUGCCCAAAGCGACAAAUGCCAGAUUAUUUGCUGGGAGUUAGUGAGCCUGCGUAUGUGAAAGCAGCAGCUUCUUCCAUUCUCGCAACCCAACGAUCAUGUUGUGAUUGA
Messenger RNA from Plasmopara halstedii, 603 nucleotides. RefSeq lists its product as uncharacterized. The record is from RefSeq and is a predicted model, not a curated record. NCBI's taxonomy places the organism in Eukaryota, Oomycota, Peronosporomycetes, Peronosporales, Peronosporaceae. The coding region runs from base 1 to 603 and encodes 200 amino acids. The transcript has 4 exons.